CUAGAUACCAUCUCUACAACUUCCACCUACCUGCCAAUGUCGUUUGUCAACCGAUUGGCCAAUACCAACUGAUACGAUGCUGCUCAUCCGCACACCUUUUGGACUCCCCUUCACGACGCCGGAACGCAAACUCCUGACGCAUCCGCCGCGUGCACUGAGAUACAAGACCACAACAGCCGGCGGAAUCCUCCUCUGGGCCGAACGUAAUUUCAUCCCUAGCCCCGCCUCCCUCAAUCAACUCCGCAAGAACACGGGCAAGCCUCCUUUCCAAGACUGGAAGUUCCUGGGCCUACAGCGCGAUAUCAGAUACACCUACUUCGACCUGAGCACACGAAAGCAGCUUCCGCUUACUAAGGCGGGAAUUUACUUGCGCUUAGAGCCACCUUUCGACUUGCGAGUCAAAGUACGCCAGGACGGUGACGCUAUCAAUGGACGGUUUAGGAAAUACGAAGGAAGGGUCGGGACACAGACUGUGAUGACCCAGUGGAUAGAGAAGCGCAAGAGAGGUUCAAGGCCAAAUAUCGCCCCGAUAGCAGACUUCAAAUUCGACAGAGAAGAAUGGGCAGUAGGGAAGUUCAGAAUCGUGCUGGACGAAGCGCAAUUCCACCAUCCGAUAUUCGGUCGCUCCGUUGACCAUAUCAUAGGAAAGGUGGAAUUGUGUCAGAAAGUCGAAGAUGGGAAGGAGAAGGUGAUUGGAAGGCAUAUGGACUCGAGGAUCAAAGAAUUCAUGAAAAAGCAUCGUUGGGCUUUCCCUUACACUGAGAAUGUACCGCGGACGGCGGGAUUUGCUAAAGAUUGGGACCUGGGCAAGGAGCUGGAGUGGUUCAAUUGGGAGAAGCGGUGGCAACGGAACCCAGAGACUCUCCUGAGCUUGAGGCCGUUGCAGAUUCAGGGAAAAUUGAGGGCCUUUCACCAGUGGAAUGGCUGGAGUGAUUGGACGGUCGAGUCAGACCAAUGA
This is a messenger RNA of Westerdykella ornata, 958 nucleotides long. RefSeq lists its product as uncharacterized. The transcript has a single exon. Lineage: Eukaryota; Fungi; Ascomycota; Dothideomycetes; Pleosporales; Sporormiaceae. Bases 77 to 958 code for a protein of 293 amino acids. The record is from RefSeq and is a predicted model, not a curated record.